Lotus japonicus is the source of this 1817-nucleotide messenger RNA. Its product is annotated as histone-lysine N-methyltransferase ASHR1. The record is from RefSeq and is a predicted model, not a curated record. Bases 59 to 1582 code for a protein of 507 amino acids. Gene Ontology annotation, molecular function: protein binding. The transcript is spliced from 14 exons. Lineage: Eukaryota; Viridiplantae; Streptophyta; Magnoliopsida; Fabales; Fabaceae. Gene Ontology annotation, cellular component: nucleus.
GUGUAGGAGGGAGAGUAGAAUACUAGAAUGUGACUGCGGAAGGGGCUGUCAGAUUGCAAUGGAGGAUUUGCAUAGUGCCUUGGAGGAUCGUAGCUUAGCAGUUUCCACCGUCCCGCAGAAGGGUCGCUCUCUCUUCACCACAAGGGACUUCUACCCAGGGGAGGUGAUUUUGACUCAAGAACCUUAUGUUUCUGUUCCAAACAAUAACUCCUCUGUCUCUGCCCAGAAAAGGUGUGAUAGAUGUUUCACCACAACUAACCUCAGCAAGUGCUCCCGCUGCCAAACUGUGUGGUAUUGUGGAACCGCGUGUCAGGUGUUGUCGUCUUCGUCGCCGUUUCCAUUUCCCUUGUUUCGCCUAAUUCGAGAAGUUUUAUGUACCUUAACACUUAAGUCGGAGUGGAAGUUUCAUCGUCUUGAAUGUGAGGUCCUUUCUAGACUGGACAAAGACAAGAGAAAAUCCGUCACGCCAUCCAUACGGCUGAUGGUGAAGCUUUAUGUUCGAAGGAAGUUGCAACAUGAAAAGAUCAUCCCAAGCACUGCAAUGGACAACUACAAGUUAGUGGAGGCGUUAGUGGCUCACAUGUCUGAUAUCACUGAGGAGCAGCUGGUGCUGUAUGCGCAGAUGGCUAAUCUUGUACACUUAAUAGUACAAUGGCCAGAAAUCAAUAUAAAAGAGAUUGCAGAAAAUUUUUCUAAGUUUGCAUGUAAUGCACAUACCAUUUCUGACAGUGAGUUGAGACCUCUGGGAAUUGGAUUGUAUCCUGUUAUUUCUAUUAUUAAUCACAGCUGCUUGCCCAAUUCUGUGUUGGUUUUUAAGGGAAGGUCAGCAUCAGUACGUGCUGUGCAGCAUGUACCCAAAGGGACUGAGGUACUGAUAAGUUAUAUAGAGACAGCUGGAAGCACUGUGACUCGACAGAAGGCUCUCAAAGAGCAGUACUUAUUCACUUGUACUUGUCCCCGUUGUUCUAAAGCGGGUCAGUAUGAUGACAUCCAAGAAAAUGCGAUUCUAGAAGGAUACAGGUGCAUGAAUGAACAAUGUGAUGGUUUCCUGCUUCGAACAACUGAUGGAAAAGGAUUCCAAUGUCAAAAGUGUGGAUUAGUUAGGGAAAAGGAUGAGGUAAAGAAAAUUGCAGCUGAAAUAAAAUCUCUAUCAGAAGAAGAAGCUUCUAGGCUUUCUUGCAGUGGCAAUGAUCAUGAAGCUGUUUCCAUAUAUAAAAUGGUUGAGAAACUGCAAACAAAACUAUAUCAUCCUUUUUCAAUCAUCUUGAUGCAAACUCGAGAGAAUAUUUUGAAGUCAUUAAUGAAGCUGGAAGAUUGGAAAGAAGCUUUAGCAUACUGCAGAUUGACUAUACCAGUGUAUCAAAGAGUGUAUCCAGCUGUUCAUCCUUUGCUUGGUUUGCAAUAUUAUACUUGUGGAAAACUUGAAUGGUAUCUGGGAGACACAGAGGAAGCUGUUAAAUCACUGACCAAGGCAGCGGAUGUACUACGGAUUACUCAUGGAACAAAUACACCUUUCAUGAAGGAGCUCUUGAUGAAGUUGGAAGAAGCCCGUGCUGAAGCGUCUUACAAAUAUUCCUCUUAAGAGUAGUAGAAAUAGAAAGAAAAACUGAUAACUACUAAUCCAUACUGAUACAAGCAACUAAUUACUGCUGGAUAACACAGAAUUUUAGGUGUUAUAAUGAAUGCAUGCACUUUGUUUUCUUUCUUUAUUUUGUCAAAUGCAUGCAUACACUUAGUUCACUCAAGAAGUUUGGACGUUUGGUUCAAUUGGUUGGGGUAAACUUUGUAGCAGUAAUAAAACUCCAAUGUAUCCUUCA